GCGUUGCCCCGCUGAAUGCCAACGCCAACCGCGGCAUCCGAAUUCCGGGGUUCGGAUCGAUUAACAUCUUCAAUUGACACUGCCGCUUUUCUCUACAGCUUCACAGUUCAGCUUGUGGUCGCAAUAAUAGUUCCCGACCGUCGCUAGCUAGACUCGAUAGGUACCUAUUCGGUCUGACGCAACACCCCGAGACCCCGAACCCGAGCUAGGUAUCGAACCAUCAAGCUACUUACCACCAACCUCACUCACCCUGCACCGCGCCGAACCACAACCACACGCGUCUCCCUCUUCGUCCUCCAAGCUCCUCUGAGCUCCAACAACUCGAUACUCGGAGCUGAGCCGCAAACACCAUCGAACUCGACUCCGCCAUCCAAUGCCCACACAAUGAAGUUCAACGUCACAUCUAAACCGGGCGGGGCUCCCAGCUUUCUGUCGAUACAGCAAUUGCUCCUGCUAGGCUUCGUCGCGCUAGCUACACCCGUCGCGGCAUCCAUCGGUGAUCGACUGCCUGAAUUCCAAGAGUGUAUAAGGGUCUGCGAACGCGAAAACUGCGGUCCGGACGCUGAACACCAAACGCCCAUUCCCCUCCACCGCCGUCUCCUCCUCUGGUCCUGCCCCUCCGAAUGCGACUACACCUGCCAACACCUCACCACCUCCUCGCGCCUCUCCCAAUCUCCUCCCCCCCUCCCGCACCCAGUCGUCCAAUACCACGGCAAAUGGCCCUUUAUCCGUUUUCUCGGGAUGCAAGAACCCCUCUCCGUUCUCUUCUCGCUCGGCAACUUCUGGGCUCACUACCAGGGUCUCUACACCAAAAUCCUCCCCAACAUCCCGCCCUCCUACCCCUUACGGAAAUGGUACAUCUUGCUCUCCUACGUCGGUAUGGCCUCGUGGUUCUUCAGCGCCGUUUUUCACACGAGGGAUUUCCCCGUUACCGAACAACUCGACUAUUUCGCUGCGGGCGCCAACGUUUUGUACGGACUUUAUUAUACGGUCGUGCGUAUCUUUAGGCUGGAUAAGAAGGACACGCCGCGCCGAGAGUCGCUUUUGCGGCUGUGGACGGCUUUGUGCAUUUUGAUGUAUGUGGCGCAUGUCACGUACCUGAAGAUGUGGGCGUGGGAUUACACGUAUAACAUGGCGGCCAACGUGGCGGUCGGGGCGAUCCAGAAUUUGCUGUGGAGUUGGUAUUCGUGGACCAGGUACCGGGAGCAGAAGAAGGGGUGGGCGGCGUGGCCGGGUAUUGUGGUGGCGUGGGUGUUGGUGGCCAUGAGUUUGGAACUGUUGGAUUUCCCGCCGCUUUGGGGGAGUGUGGAUGCGCAUAGUUUGUGGCAUGCGGGCACCAUUGUGCCGACGAUUAUCUGGUAUAAUUUCUUGGUUAAAGACGCGCAGGAUGACAUGGCGAGGAGCGAGAGGCUCAAAUCUUAGGAGGGUUUGAGAAGCUGACAGUGUACAGCAAGUUGGAGCGCUGACAGAAUGGAAUAGACAUUAUGUUUGUUUACGCUAUAUCCAGAGGAUUGAUACACGAAACGCUGACGAGAACGACGAUUUCAUGUUUUCACACCAAUACCCAAGACCAUAAAACUCCUUCCGGACCCCAAAUGCUUCCUUUCGCUUCACUGUUCUUGGUCUCAUUCUCGUCGUCCGGAGAAGCACUUCUGUUGACACCAAGCAAAUCGAGCAAGCGCAGCCUGACAUCGUACUCGUCUGGCUUCUCACCAUGUUUGUUCUCAUCCGCCUGACCUUCCUACUCAACAUCGUUUUCGUCGCCAGAAGCCGCCAAGUCGACAGCCUCAUCAUCCGAGUCGUCAUGAGGAGAAUCCUCAUCGGAAGGAUCAACAGGCCUGACACUAACAUCGACAUCCUUAUUUCCAUCGAGAGAACCCUCAACGUUUUCGUUAUCGACACCAACGUGUUCAACAAGAGUCGGCUUGUUCUCCGGACUAUUAGACCCAGAGAGGUGAUAUCUGUCUCCCUCGUCGUCGGCGUCUUCCGAGGGAGACUCUUCAUCUGGAAACAUCUCAUCAUCCGAAGACUGCUUGUCCUUGAAGAGUGUUGCGAUUUCCGGGCUAGACAUGCUGUCGCCUUCCGACCUGCUUUCCUCCUCUUGGCCGGGCUUUGGACUGAUGCUCUCCUUGUGCUCCAACAUGGUUGACUGCUCGGGGAUAGCGUCUUCCGACCGGGUUCCGUCCACCUCCCCAGACUCUGGGCUAUCUCUCUCGAUGUAUCGCAAGAUAGC
Molecule: messenger RNA, 2233 nt
Organism: Neurospora crassa OR74A
Lineage: Eukaryota; Fungi; Ascomycota; Sordariomycetes; Sordariales; Sordariaceae
Product: Mn2+ homeostasis protein Per1
Exons: 4
Coding region: 385-1422 (345 amino acids)
Biological process (GO): GPI anchor biosynthetic process
Cellular component (GO): endoplasmic reticulum membrane
Molecular function (GO): hydrolase activity, acting on ester bonds
Source: RefSeq, a predicted model, not a curated record